CUCCGAUCUUUGCUCGGCGCCGAUUGGAAUAAGACGAAAGAGAAAAAAAGCUGCCGCGAUCGAAUAUCGCGGAUCGGCAUUCUGCGCACCGGCUGCAUCAUCCUUUCUACCUCCCACUUUUAAAUCCGCACAUCUAACAGUACGAUUAAACAACGAUUAAACAACCAGACAUUUCAUCUUACUCUCUGUCCGUUUCCUCUUGAAAACCUCUCGAUCCUUAGUCACGUCUAGCGCAUCGACAUGUCUAUCGUUUCGGCCCUCAAGGGCGACUUGCCGCAGCAAGCUAGGUCACUGUACCGACAGCUCUUGCGCCAAGGCGAGCAGUUCGAGGCAUACAACUUCAGAGAGUAUGCGAAGCGGCGGACGAGAGACGCCUUCAGAGAGAGUGUCGAUGUGCACGACCCCAGGGAAAUACAGACCCUCAUACAAAAAGGGCUAAAGGAGUUGCAAAUGAUGAAGCGUCAAACCGUCAUCAGCAAGUUUUAUCAACUUGAUCGAUUGGUAGUCGAGGGUGGAAUGUCGGGCAAACAGAGCGGGAAGUCUGGGGAUAUUGCGCGGCAGAAAGACACAGGAUGGGAUUAAUAUGAUGACAUUACCUACGUAAAGGCACAUGCUCUCGGUUUUGGUCAUGGUGUAGAGGUAAAUAUCACCCCUUUUGUGCACUUUACCUCUGCCACACAGCACGCACCGACCUGUACUAUUAUCACGUCAAUUUGUAUAACAAAGACCCGAUCAAACUCCAAGCUUGCUAGCACCCACUCUUCUGUUCUGCGAGAACAUCAAGUGCCGACAGAGAGGAGGACAGAAGUGUCUAAGGUCGGAGUAAAGUGAUUUAGGCAUGGAAAGGUGGCGAAAACCAAACUCACUUAACACGGAAUACUAGAGGUAUAUCCUGCUUGGCGCCUCUUGCGUGAGCCUCUGAGGUAUUGGUGUAUCUUGUUAUGUGUAUCUUGUUAUGUAUGCAUGAAGAAGAGAUGCUCGAGGAUUACUGAAUUUACUAUGACACUCCUCACCCAAGGGCAAGAUAGAUGUGAUUAUGAGUACCUAGGCGUCUAUUUCUACUCCUCCAAUUCUGACAAUUCAAAGACUACCCAAUGCGCACAGGUGUCAGAAUUCAAUAUGUAUUACACCCGGCUCAUAUUAGAAGAAAGGGUCGGAGGAUUUGCUACGUACAUACAUACAUAUGUAAUAUAUGAAUAUGUAUGUA
Molecule: messenger RNA, 1207 nt
Organism: Annulohypoxylon truncatum
Lineage: Eukaryota; Fungi; Ascomycota; Sordariomycetes; Xylariales; Hypoxylaceae
Exons: 5
Coding region: 241-582 (113 amino acids)
Biological process (GO): iron-sulfur cluster assembly
Cellular component (GO): L-cysteine desulfurase complex; mitochondrion
Source: RefSeq, a predicted model, not a curated record